AUGGCAGCAGCUCGGGCUCUCUUCAAGGGCAACACGCAGGAGGCGAUUGGAAUCCUGAAGACGGCGAGCGUAACACACCCAGAGUUGUUAUUCGUCUCUCUCGCCCUGCAACUCAUCGGAAAGAGCAAUCAUCACCUCAACAAGGAGCAGCUUGAUUUCGACGAGGCGGUGGCAUCGAAGACAGACCCCUAUCUUAGGGCAAUCUCGUCGCUGAUUGCCACGGGAGACUGGUUCGCCAUUGCAAACCAAAAGUCCCUGCCCCUGUCAGACCGGGCCUACGUUGCCGUACGGAACUUUAGCGACGAGCAGCUCACCAAGUGGCUCAACGAACAGGUCUCGAUGGCUGUGAGCACGGGAGACAUUGAAGGCAUUGUUCUCACGGGCAUAACGGACAGUCUGGUGGACAUUUUCGCCCAAUACGUUGAGAAGUUCAACGACUUCCAGACGGCGACGCUAGUCAUGUCGAUAUGUGCGCCACGUUACAUUGACGACUACCGGUGUCUGGCUUGGAGGAAUGCGUACAGGACAUAUCUACAGCGGCACAAGGCCUUCCUCCAGAGGACCAAGUUCGAGGUGGAGAGUACGAAGAAGAGCAAGCGCGGUGGGCGCCCAACGAUCAAGCCGCCCUCGCGGCAGAUUGCUCUCCGGUGCGUGUAUUGCGAUGCGGAGACGACUCUCGCUGGACAGGGAGGAGCCGGGUCGGGACCGCCGCCUGGCGCGCCUGAUUCGCGCAAUCCCCUUAUGGCGACGAGCAUAAAUGCGGGAAUCAGCUGUCCCAACUGCGGUCGGCAUCUGCCGCGGUGCGUUGUGUGUCUUGAAGUGGUGGGCGUUCCGAGAUCUGACCGACCGGAGCACAACGGUGAGCCGGAGAGGUGGAUGGCGGCCAACUUCCCAACAUUUUGCUUGAAAUGCGAACACGUUUUGCAUCUGGACCAUGCGAGGCAGUGGUUCACGAGGCAUGUUGAGUGUCCGGUACCCGAGUGCCGUUGUCGAUGCAAUUUCAGGGCAAACCCAGAGCUGAACUACCAUUGA
Messenger RNA from Colletotrichum fioriniae, 1032 nucleotides. RefSeq lists its product as uncharacterized. NCBI's taxonomy places the organism in Eukaryota, Fungi, Ascomycota, Sordariomycetes, Glomerellales, Glomerellaceae. The record is from RefSeq and is a predicted model, not a curated record. Gene Ontology annotation, cellular component: cytoplasm. Gene Ontology annotation, biological process: positive regulation of TORC1 signaling.